CCAGUGACUAUUAUGACUUCUGCAGGCGUAAGCGCCUUUCAUCCAACCCCAGACGACGAUCCGGAGCGUGAGCGGAUCCGCGAUUUAUCGAGAUAUUACUGUACAUUGACUCGAACAUUUCCAGCAACUGGUGCGACGGCUUCUGAGGAGGAAGAGACACCCACAGCACCGACAGGGGAUGAACAGCCCGCAGGUUGCGAGCUAGCAAAGGAUAUUACACUCAACGCACUCGCCCAGCUCGGCGUCCUCCGCUUCAAUGCCAAUCGCUGCUUCGUGUCCAUAAUUGACGGCGAAACUCAGCAUAUUAUUGCUGAAACGACGCGUUCUGUCUCGCUACGAGAUAAGAACCGCCACAAACCGGGAGAUGGUAUCUAUCUUGGAGCACGAUCGCUGGACCUGAUCUGGGGCGUAUGUCCCCAUACGGUGCGCUUGUUCACAGGUCGCGCGACAGACGAUAUCGAUACUAGCAAUAUAACCGCCAAUCGCACACGAUAUAUUAUCCGAGAUUUUACCCUGGAGGACUCCUUCAAGGACCGACCUUACGUUCGAGAGUGGCCACAUAUGCGCUUCUAUGCAGAGGUGCCUCUAUUCAGCGCAUCUGGACACGUUCUCGGCUCGUAUUGCAUCGUCGACGAUAAACCAUGGGUGGAGUUCGGAGAUGAUCAGGUCACUGACCUCCAGGAAGUGGCAGAUGCCAUUGGAAUUCAUCUGGAGAACGUGCGAAUGAGUCAGGUCCAUAUUCGAACUGAGAAAUUGGUCAAGGGCUUGACAGAUUUUGUUAAAAGCCAUGCAGAAUUUGAUCCCAAAGAGGCCUCUAACCAUGGCCGUCUUCAAUCGAGUGUCAAUGCAGCGAAUCUCGCACCGAAUGAAAUGGACGCUACCACUGCGGACGCCGACGACGAUUCUGACACCACCCCUGUUCUUGAUGCACCAUUCGAUCACACUGUUCAAUGUGCUUUCCCUAAAUCCAGACAAUCGUCUUCCUCGACCGUCGCGGGAGGGGAAUCUAUAUUCUUCGUGCGGGAUCAACGCUCCACGACGGAUCCUUCAUCUCUGUACUCGGGUUUGUCAGAUCGACCAAAGGUGUUGAGCCCCGGCGAAGAAAAGUCGAUGGGCGAAGCAUUGAACUUAGGAGAUAAUAUUGCAGCUCAGGGUAUUGGUCAAGGCUUCUCACAGCUGUCGUUGACCGAGAGCACACCCAUACCCGAACGCAUUGCAUCCAUCUAUUCGCGUGCAAGCGAAUUGCUCCGUGACUCCAUGGAUUUGGACGGGGUUGCAUUUCUCGAUGCUUGCCCAACCGAUUUUGCCUUUGUACCUGAAGAACCAGAAAUUUGGGAGCAAUUGACAACUUCAGAUCCUGGUGUCUCGGCUUCGCAGCUGCCUAGUCCUCUCGGACUACCUCGGGCUGAGUCGCAUGAAUUCGAUCUUCCAUGCGAUACUUUGAGUUGUGCGCUAAAGUUGCCAUCUAAAGGGGAUGGUGGCUCAAAUAAUCAACCUAGUAUACCACAGGGACUACUGCAUCAAAUGCUCAAGGCUUUCCCCCAAGGACAGAUUCUGAGUUUCGAUGAGGCCGUUGACGAAAAUGAUUAUCUCUUAAACAAUAAAAAAAGCACCAUUAAUUCUCAGCCUGAUCCCAACACCGACACAUGUGCAAAACGUCUUGCACAGUGUCUUCCCGGAGCCAAAUCUGCCCUAUUUCUUCCUUUAUGGGAUUGGAAUAGGUCUCGUUGGCUUUCUGGAGUACUGGUAUGGACGACAAGCAGUUUCCGAGCGCUCGGGCUAGAGGAGCUACACUAUUUCAAGGUUUUUGGUGAUUCUUUAAUUUCUGAGGUUUCCCGGAUUCAUUGGGCAACUACCGAGAGGUCAAAAUUCGAUUUCAUAUCCUCUGUCAGCCACGAGCUUCGUUCACCAUUGCACGGAAUACUGGCUAGUGCCGAAUUAUUACACGCCACAUCGCUCGGCCAAUCACAAGAAGAGAUGGUAACGAUGAUCGAAAAGUCUGGGCUGACUUUGCUGGAUACAACGAAUCAUAUGCUGGAAUUCUGCAAGGUCAAUAACUUGAGACAUGCGAACGUCCUAAAUGAAAUGAUCACAGAAAAUGACCCUGCCAAUCUCGUUUCUGAUUUCGACAUCAGCCAUUUAGUGGAAGAGGUUGCCGACAUAUUGUACACCGGCCAGCGAGCACCUGAGCAGGUGAGCCAGCUCGCUAAACGGAUUUCAUCCAACAAGGAAGCAACCGAUUCAAUCGCCAAGGAGUUCAGCGCCCAAAAUCAAAUGUCCAUUGUCAUACGAGUCGACCAAACAGACACUUGGAUGAUUCGGUCCCUUGCAGGUGCUUGGAGGAGAAUCGUGAUGAACCUUCUCGGUAAUGCGAUGAAGUGGACCACCGCUGGCUUCAUUGAAAUAGCAUUAUCAAAGGCCAAGGACCGAUCAGACUCACACUCACCCCUUGUCCGCCUCUCCAUCACUGAUACCGGCCGUGGAAUAGCGCCCGAUUUCAUCAAACACAAGCUCUUUGCUCCAUUCUCCCAAGAAGACCCGCUCUCCGAGGGCGUCGGGCUGGGCUUGAGCACGGUACAGCAAUUGGUGAUGUCGCUUGGGGGCCAUGUGAAUGUGAGAAGUGAGGUCGGCAUUGGAACUCAGGCCGAUGUCUAUAUCCCGGUUCAAUAUCUACCCACUGGUCUUGGUCCGGAGGACAGCCCAGCUCCGACAACCACUCAGCCAGGAACCACCCCAAUGCAUGCAUGCCUGGUAGGCUUCAAUGGUUUACCCGACCUCACAGAGGCGCCCACUGGGAUUCUCACCGUCGAGGGCAAACGGAAUAUUUCCAUUCAGAGUGCACUGGCAAACAUCUUCAUGACAAAGCUGAAGUGGAAUAUCUCUCUGGCGGACUCUAUCGAAGAGGCUCGUGGUCAGGUCAUUGUAAUUGAGCAAGAACUCCUCAGACAAGCUAUGAAUGAAAAUGACCAACGUGUCUCUGAAAUUGCGGCUCAGAAUGGUGUUGACUUCUUCAUCGUGCUGAGCGGCAAUGUCCCAAUCAUACUGGAUAACCUCUCUGUCAACGUCAUCCGCGUUGCCCAACCAUUCGGACCACAAAAAAUAUACAACGCCGUUGAAAAGAUCAUGAAGUGGCGCGAAAUCCAGAUUCCAUCUGUGUCCUGUCCGCCCGACAGUUCUUCCUCGUCCGUGUCUCCGCAAACGCCACCAGAGAGCCGUUCAGACCCAGGCCCGAAUACCUAUCUGAGAGGGAUGUCUGAAUAUUCAAAUGAAGCAAUUAGCUCACCGGGAGGGUCAAACGCCUCCACACCCCGACAAUCCAGCAAGCAAGCAAUGGCUCACGUGCUCAUUGUGGACGAUAAUGAAAUUAAUGUUAAGAUUAUGGCCACCUUCAUGCGCAAAAUAAACUGCACCUACGACACAGCCCACAACGGCCUUGUCGCACUGGAGAAAUACAAAUCAUCCAACCUUCACUAUGACUUCGUUCUGAUGGACAUCUCGAUGCCCGUUAUGGACGGUCUUGUCUCAACGAGCAAAAUUCGCGAAUUCGAACGUGAACAUAAUCUCAACCCAUCUUGCAUCAUGGCUGUCACUGGAGUUUCCUCCGUUGGCUUCCAGCACCAGGCUACUACGGCUGGUAUCGAUAAUUACCUUAUAAAACCCCUCUCCCUUCGCGCGCUCAAAACUCUUAUGAACAUUGCAUGA
Penicillium vulpinum is the source of this 3702-nucleotide messenger RNA. Its product is annotated as hybrid sensor histidine kinase/response regulator. Gene Ontology annotation, biological process: phosphorylation; phosphorelay signal transduction system. Lineage: Eukaryota; Fungi; Ascomycota; Eurotiomycetes; Eurotiales; Aspergillaceae. The transcript has 6 exons. The annotation marks the transcript as partial. Gene Ontology annotation, molecular function: protein binding; phosphorelay sensor kinase activity. The record is from RefSeq and is a predicted model, not a curated record.